Molecule: messenger RNA, 825 nt
Organism: Radiomyces spectabilis
Lineage: Eukaryota; Fungi; Mucoromycota; Mucoromycetes; Mucorales; Radiomycetaceae
Exons: 2
Coding region: 12-503 (163 amino acids)
Source: RefSeq, a predicted model, not a curated record
GUCACUAACAAAUGAACAAUACGCGUUCUUUAUAUCCCCCUUUUUCUUUCUGCUAUCCGUUUCUAUGUAAGUCAUGUCCGUCCCCGCAAGCUAUCAACGAUAUCACUGCUGCUGUUGUUCAGCCCGCCGGCCCCUUCGCCGCUGAAUCGCCUGCUGUCUUCAUCCUCCCGCAAGACGACAUUGCUCGCUUCGUUAAGGAACAAGAAGAGCGGAAAGUCAAUCGUAAACAUCUGCAGGUAACUAAUACGUCUUGUAGCUAUUGCUGUACUUUCGUACACAAGUCUUACUCUGCUCCUGGCGCUCUCUUCUUUGCGAGCAUUAUACCUGUCACCGUGCUGGUAGCUACCACUCCACCGCGAAGAAGCGCCGCGUCAAGCCUUCCAUCCGUUAAAUGUCAAGCCCGAAUCUCUAUCUCCUCCUUUGGGGCUGACAGGGAUUUCGUCAAGGUGACCUAUCACUGGAAACAUGUCUGCCACUUUUUUCAGGCAAUUUGGAGGACCUGAUCUGAGCAUCUCUCCAACUGGAUUGAGGAGCAAGUGCAACGCAAAUUCACUUGGGCCAAGAUCAAUCAGAUGGCUUCGUUUGAACAGUGACACUUUGACUAAGAUGUGGAAUGGUGAGGCCCUCAUCCCAGUCUCCAUCGGCUGCAUGCAUGUGUACAACGCGAUUCAGAGACUUCUGAAAAAGAACUCGCGUCUCCAUGAUGUGAAUGAGAGCUUGCGUUUGUGACAAGUGAGUAUCGAAGAAGCUGGCCAUUUCUGCAAGUACGAUGCCGGUGACGGUGGGUGCUUCAUGUAGGCCAUUAUGAGAACAUGGCAGAUCGAG